AUGGCUAACUUUCCACUGACUACAGACCAAAAACCAAAACGUCUGAGGCCAUUUGGAAAAAAGGGGCAUUAUUUGUUUGAAAGUAAAAUUCAAAUACAGGAACUAACUAUACAAUUACUAACUGUAACAGUUCUUUUCUUUCCCAUAGUAAUGAAUCAUCAGCACCAGCAGCAACUGACAUCCAGUACAGCCAUUUCCCAGCAAAACCAUCCUACUCAGAAUCCUCAAGCUGGGUUGUUGAGUAUGCCUAAUGCACUGACUACCCAACAGCAACAGCAACAGAAGCUGAGGCUCCAAAGAAUCCAGAUGGAAAGGGAGAGAAUUAGGAUGCGUCAGGAAGAGCUCCUACGACAGGAAGCCGCACUAUGCAGACAACUUCCCAUGGAAUCAGAGAACAUGACCCCAGUUCAGACUGGAGUGAACACAACUACUAUGACACAAGACAUUCGAACAAUUACAAAUAAUGGAUCAGAUCCUUUCCUGAACAGUGGGCCCUACCAUUCCAGGGAACAGAGCACAGACAGUGGCCUAGGCUUAGGAUGCUACAGCAUACCAACCACACCUGAAGAUUUCCUCAGCAAUGUAGACGAGAUGGAUACAGGAGAAACAGUAGCACAGACUCCAAUGAACAUAAAUCCACAGCAGACACGUUUCCCUGAUUUCCUCGACUGUCUUCCAGGAACAAAUGUUGACCUCGGAACUUUAGAGUCUGAAGACUUGAUUCCUAUCCUCAAUGAUGUGGAGUCAGUACUCAACAAAAGUGAGCCCUUCCUUACCUGGCUGUAAUCGAUAGUUGUUCAGUGCUGAUUCAGCCCAUAGCACAAUUCAACGUUACCUUUCCCUCUUGAAAUAGAGGUAGAGCAUCUGAAAAUCCUCAGAUGUACAACUUCAUGCCCUACUGACUUUCACUGCAUCACUUUAUUGUCAAUUGUAUCUUUGUCUGGAUUUGAUUGACAGUAACUUAAAUAUAAAAUACAUGCAUAAAAUUAUAUUAUAUUUUACUUUUUAAGAACUACUUCUACACAUCUGUAGCCUUUUUCCUUUACAUAUCAUGUAGAAGUGUUUCCCCUGGGGAGAAGAGAGGGAAAUCAUGUGGGUCCAUGACUAAACUCAUGGAUAGUUAUUAUUACAAACUCUAAUGAACUGCAAAAGCUGACCAUAAGACUGAGCUUGCAUCAGGCAGCUUGGUCCAGCAAAACCUGCACCAAAUUGGACCAUAAGUGCAGUUUUGUAUUUAUGCCAAUAGUACCAAAUGCUUUUUUUAAAUCUAUUUAACUUGAGCUUUAAAAAUCAUGUGUUAUUAGUAAAAUUGUGCUGUAUGAAAUACAGAAUAAUUCUGAUUCCAUGUCAGCCAUAAGAAUUCUUAUACAUUUUGCAAAGGCACAAACAGUACUAUUGCAGUUUAUUUUUCAGUAUAUUACUGUAUAGCUUCCAGAUGAUUAAUACUUCCAAGUUGAAUUGUUUAGUAACAGUUUUACACUACAAUACUGUUGUAAAAUAGACCAGAUUGGUACUAAUAUUACCAUUAAAAGAAUGUGAUUAUAAACAUGUAAUUUCUAAAAAAAGCAUCUUUGAUUUUGAUGUUUAUUUUAUUAAGCACUACAAUUUUUUAACUAAAUACAUGAACAAAUGGAUGUUUUUUAUAAUUUUGUGGCAGUGGUUAUCUUUGACAAGUGCAAAAAUAGGUUUAUAAAAAUCAAGGCAGGAAAGUGAGAGACAAUUUGAUAUUACUAUUUUCAGUAAAAAAAAGAAAAUGAAAAAAUCUUUGUUCAUCAUGUUUUCAGUAGUAGCAUUUUUAACUGACCAUACUGAUGACACUGUACAGAUAACUGAAUCCAUGACAAGAAGAUGGUCACUUUAUCAGUCGAUGAUAAGCAGGAAUUUGCUUGUGUCUGGUAAAGUUGCUAAAAUUUUAACCUUUGUUCCUUGCUACAGUUAAUGUACAGGACCAAGGUCUAAUAUCCUUUAUACUCAUGUAUUGUAUAUCCUCUCAUGCCUUCUUUAUCGGAUGUUUGGGACUGAAAAAGCAUCAAGGACACACAGCAUGCAGAUCCCCUGAAGCAUGAAUGAAGUCCUGAAAUUCUUAAGUAUUUUAAACUGAUAGUAUUUAUAAUAUAUGAAUUUAAGCUUUUUAUACUGAAAAAUGCAUCUUUUUAUGAAAGGCAUUAAUACAGUUCUCUAAGUUUGAUCCACUCUAUGUGGAGAAAGCGAGAGACGUAGCACUCAGUGCAAAUGUCUGUUUUGUGAGGUCUGUUACACAUUAAGAUCCUAUCAAUGCACCAGAAUAUUGGACAUUAACUUUUUUUUUUGGUUUUGUGGCUGGAAGGCAGGUGAAAAGGUCAGAGAUGAGUGGCAGGGAUAUGGAGUAGAUUUGAAAAGUGAGCAGUUACAUAACAUAAAACAGUAGUACUGUAGUACCUGAAAGGGAAGGAUGGCUGCAGAUAGGGAUGUACAUGGAGAAAGAACCACUAGCAUUCAGUUAAAAAUACCAUACCCAUGAAUUAAUAGAAGACACUACCUUGAAAGAGAAGAGCUGCUUAGAUGCAUGUCAUACCAGAGGCUGCAAGUUGCACUAUCUGCAGUAGUCUUUUAAGCAGGAAGGGGCAAAGCUUAAAAUUAUGAAGUUCUAUAGAGAAGAUUAGCUCUUUUAUAUUCUAUUUUUUCAUGUAAAAUGAGAUGAGGCAACAGAGUUUUUUGCUUGCAUGGAACAUUAUCACUGAAUGGGCAUUGUUUUUCUUUCUUUUGUCUUUUUAUUCACUUAUGCCAGAAAUAAUUGUUGAUAACUGAAUAGGAUCUUUCUGAACAAACAAGGGACCGAGCAGGGCUGAGCAUUGUUCUGUAUUAUUAUGAAUAUCUUUUUUUUUUUCCUUUAAAAAAAAAUUCAGGUUAUCAACUCAGAUGAAAAGCAGAUGGUCCUAAGGGUCUUUUGAUUACACAGUGGUUUAAUGGCAUCUGAAUGUGACAGUGAAACUCUUCAAGCCAGCUCCUUAGCUUCUGUAUGUCUAUGGAUGCCAGUGGCUCCGGUUGAUUUACACUCCACAGGGAUUCAGCCUUGAGCACAACUCCUGUGAGGAUAUAGAUCAGGAGAUGAUGUUUAGAAAAUGGAGUCUGCUCAUUUACUAGUAAAUCUGCAGAUGUUUAUAAAUGACAUUUAGCAUAAAAUGGAUAAAACUUGUAGACAGAUCAGGUCAGACACUUUGCUGAUGCCAGUUGGUUUACUUCCUGGACUUCAUUAGGGCUAUGCUGAACAUCAGCUGAGGUUCUGACCCUAGGUGUUUACCACUUAAAUUGAAAGCAAGUGUAGUGUUCUUAUGCAGUCGCAUCAGAUUGAGCAUACAGCAAUUAAUUCCAAAGUCAGAAACCUGAUUAAGUUUUUAUUAACACUGUACUGUAAAUCAGAAAUAACUCCAGUGAGGUCAGUGGAGUUAGACUGGUAUAAAGCCAGGGGUGAAUAAGGGAAGAAUCAGGCCCAGAGACCAUAAAAAGGUGGACAUUAUAUAACUUUUCAUAUUACUGUGAUAAAAUAACAGAAUUAAAUAGAAAGGUGCUACAUAGAACGUUAUUGUUGUUGUGAAGCAGCUGCCAGGAUGUUAGGUCAAACUCUUUUUUUUUUUAAUUUCUAAACCAAAUCUUGGUGAAGAUAAAGUAAUUCUUUCCACCUUAAACUGGUUUUUUUGUUUGUUUUUUGUUGUUGUGGGGAGGUGUAUUGGAUGAAGUGCAACAGAAAAAAAAUCUAUCUUAUACGUGAAGUCCUCCUUUCAUGGAGUUUUCUGACUUUAAAAUAGGUUUUUAACAGAAGUGCAAGUUUUGAAAAGCAUAUGAAUAUUAUUGAAAUUACAUUUAAUUUUUGACAAUAUUUCACUGUAUUAUUUCAGGUUAUAAAAUUACAUUUAUUUUACUGAAUUUACACUGUCUACUUGUAGUAUAAUACAGUAUAUAUGCUAGUAGGGCAGUUUUACUGUUGACCAUCACUGAGUGUGGCAUACAUAAAUGUUGGUGAUAUGGAAGUAAUGGGAUGUUGUUAAUUGCAAUUUGUAUUGGGUAACACUAUUAGAAUUCACCUUUUCAGGUGGGUUGACUUUAUGAAAACGAAUACUGUGUUUUGGAGGCAGAUGGGAAGGGUUUAAAAUGUCUAUUUUAAAUAUGGGAAAAUGGGUGUUCAAACAAACUUUGUUUCCUAAUACACUACAUCUAUGUAUGUGCUAGUACUUUAACUUUUGUAUUUACUUUUUAAUUUUGUUAUGUUAUAUGACUACAUGUGUGAGCAUUUGUUUUUAAUUUAGAAUAUUUUGCAUACAAGGAGUAUGCAUCAAAAGCAGUUGGAUCAAACUGUUGUACCCAGAGUUUGGUUCUGGUUCUUAUUUCAUCUUGUACAAGAAAAAUAAAUAUAAAUGAAUUUAAACAUC
Alligator sinensis (Chinese alligator) is the source of this 4406-nucleotide messenger RNA. RefSeq names its product WW domain containing transcription regulator 1 (gene WWTR1). Bases 1 to 786 code for a protein of 261 amino acids. Gene Ontology annotation, molecular function: transcription coactivator activity; transcription corepressor activity. Lineage: Eukaryota; Metazoa; Chordata; Crocodylia; Alligatoridae. The transcript has 5 exons. Gene Ontology annotation, biological process: hippo signaling; positive regulation of transcription by RNA polymerase II. Gene Ontology annotation, cellular component: nucleus; cytoplasm. The record is from RefSeq and is a predicted model, not a curated record.